CCUCAGGUUAUCAACAGUUUUGCGUGUCCUUUGUGUUUUUUACUUUUCAACCUAAGAGAUGAAUGUCUACAGCACAUGUCUGAAAGCAAUCACUUCUUGCGAGCUAUCGAAUUAGAUAAUAGAAGCAUACCAUGUCCAGUACCAUUUCCACGAUAUGCAAAAAAUAUUUUGGUUGCUCUGUGCAAGGACAUUCCAUUCCAGGUUAAAUGCUCAUCCUGCAAUCAGGAACUACGUUCUCAUACAGAACUUUCUGCACAUUUUAGAACACGGUGCCGUAAUGCUCAUCCUGUGGCUUAUUCAGAACAAAGCAUAGCUGAGAGAAAAGCGAAGGACCAUGUUGACCGUCAGAAGGACAGAGUGGCUUCAACUCUUGAUCGCCUUGCGCUACAUGUUGAGGUAGAGAAAAAAAAUAAAGCAGAGAAAAAUAAAGCAUUUCAGGAAAAACUGCAUGAUCAACAUGCACAUGGUCUUCAAGAGCUGGAAUUCGUUAAAGGGCUGCCAGGUACAGAUGCAGCAAGAAUAUGUGUUAAUCAGUGGCUCAAAAUGCCAGGGCUGAAGCCAGGGAUAGUCUGUUCCAGCCGCAGAAAUAAGAAUCGUUUUAGAGAACAAAGUCCUGUCAGAAACACGCCCAUCAUCUGUCCUAUUGUGCACUGCAACAGAAAGUAUGAUAAUGGUCAGCUGCUCUUAGGACAUCUAAAAAGGUUUGAUCAUUCUCCGUGCGACCCAACUAUUCAUCUUCAUGGAGCUCCUUCAAAUUCUUAUGCCUGUGAUGCUUGUCUUCAACGUUUUAAUUCCCCUGAUAAAUAUGAUGAUCAUGUGACAGCAAAGGCCCGACUGGCUGAUGGCCAUGAGAACAAUAUUCCUCCUCAGGUUAUCAACAGUUUUGCGUGUCCUUUGUGUUUUUUACUUUUCAACCUAAGAGAUGAAUGUCUACAGCACAUGUCUGAAAGCAAUCACUUCUUGCGAGCUAUCGAAUUAGAUAAUAGAAGCAUACCAUGUCCAGUACCGUUUCCACGAUAUGCAAAAAAUAUUUUGGUUGCUCUGUGCAAGGACAUUCCAUUCCAGGUUAAAUGCUCAUCCUGCAAUCAGGAACUACGUUCUCAUACAGAACUUUCUGCUCAUUUUAGAACACGGUGCCGUAAUGCUCAUCCUGUGGCUUAUUCAGAACAAAGCAUAGCUGAGGUUGUGUCAGUGUUUUUAAGUAAAGCCUACUGUCUGUCAUGUAGGAAAAUAUUGAAAAGUGACACACACAUUGCUAAGCAUGCCCAAAGAACUGGCCACAAAGCCAAAUUAAUAGCAAGCCUGGAAGAAUCAAUUAUGGCUUUUUGUUACACCCAUGAAGGGAUCAAAACUCCAUCUGAUAUGUGCUUAUCUGCAAGUAGUGCAAGAUUUAAACCUAAUAUGCUUAAAAGGACUUUAGAUGACAAUGAUCAGAGGAGAACGGACUUAUUUAUAAAUGGAGGGAAAAACACUAAUUCAGAAGGCAAUAGUGCAAACAAUGGUGAAUAAUUAACUUUGUCACACAUUUGUUGCCCUUGUAAAGUAAACAAUAAGGAGCAAAAUGUAUACCUGAUUUUUUUUUUUUCAAGUUUAAUUUGAAUUGCCGUUCCACCUUUAUCCUUUAGAUCCAAAAAAUGGUUUAGAAGUAAUGUGCUUUAUUUGUGUUUGUUAAACAAACAAGGGUCAAUCAAUUUUGUCACCUAUUGGAUAAUAAUGUUUAGUUGUAGAAAUGUGUUCACUAUGAGACCUAUUCAGA
This is a messenger RNA of Xenopus laevis (African clawed frog), 1756 nucleotides long. RefSeq names its product E3 SUMO-protein ligase ZNF451-like. Lineage: Eukaryota; Metazoa; Chordata; Amphibia; Anura; Pipidae. The record is from RefSeq and is a predicted model, not a curated record. The transcript has 10 exons. The coding region runs from base 76 to 1509 and encodes 477 amino acids.